AUGUCAACGGCCGCAACGGACACAUCCAACAUGACGCUUCACCAAGCGGCCGUCGCAUGGCUGGUCUACGAGAUCAUAAAGACUGCUUGGAAUAUUUCUCCGUUUCAUCCACUGAGCAAGAUACCAGGUCCCAGACUGGCAGCAGCUACCUACCUUCCUGAGUUCUAUUAUGAUGCCAUAAAAUUCGGCAAGUAUACCACCAAGAUCAAGCAGUGGCAUGGCAUUUAUGGUCCCAUCAUUCGCAUCAGUCCAAACGAAGUGCACUGCAACGAUAUACUAUUCGCCAAUGAGAUAUACUCUCCAGCGAAUAGAAGGCGCGAUAAGCCUAUCCACCAGGUUAGGGGUACUGCAACUAUAGCUCAUGCAGUAUUUUCCACUGCAGAUUAUGAGAAGCACCGAAUCCGACGGAAUGCACUGGCAAAGUUGUUCGCACGAGAGAAAGUGACAAAACUGGAGCCAAAGGUUCAUACGAAUGUUCAGCUUCUAUGCAACAAGAUCUUAGCAGUUGGAAAGACGCCUUUUGAUAUCACGACUGCAUAUGGUUGUUACAGUGCCGAUAUGAUUACCGACUACGCCUUCGGCGAAAGUUUUGGCUUCCUACACCAAGAUUCGUGGGAGCCAAACAUUCGAGGUCCUGCGAAGUCGAUAUUGAAACCCAUCAUUACUAAGUUUAUUGUGCUUGACAAGGUUGACGUGCCUAAUAUAAUAAAGAAAACUAAGGCCGAAACGGAGGCAGGGGUUCAAGAUGACGUGACAAUAUUUGGAUCCUUGCUCCAAUCCAGUCUGCCGGAAGAUGAAAAAACGGUUGCCCGCUUGUCGAGCGAAGCUACAGCGCUGAUAGGAGCAGCGACAGACACUGUCAGUUGGGCUUUGACCGUUAUAACGUUCCAUCUCCUCACACAGCCUAAUCUUCUGGAGCGAUUACACAAUGAGCUUAGUGAGGUCUAUGAUGGUGGGGACCACCUGCCGCAAUGGUCAACACUUGAGAAGCUUCCCUAUUUGAGUGCUAUCAUAUGGGAGGGGCUGCGAUUAUCAUACGGCGUUUCGGCUCGCACAGCAAGAAUUGCCCCCAAUGAGGACUUGGUAUACAACGGCGAAUGGCAACCACAAGAUAACCGGAAACCAAUCACAGUUACCUACGUGAUACCCAAAGGCUUUGCUAUCGGCAUGUCCACUUUGAUUUCUCACCACGACGAAAACUAUUUCCCGGACUCGGAGAAGUUCGACCCUCAGAGAUGGUUGGACGAGAAGCAGCAGCGAAAUAGAAAGCUGGAGCAAAACCUCAUUAUUUUCUCAAAGGGCAGCAGGGUUUGUCUCGGACAGAACUUGGCAUUUUGUGAAAUAUAUCUUGCACUCACAGCUUUGGUGAUUCGUGUUUUUCCUAGGUUAAAGCUGUACGAAACCACACAAGAAGAUAUAAGCUAUGACCAUGAUAUGUUCAACCCAAUUCCAAAAGCAGAAACUAAAGGCAUCAGAGCCGUUAUUGUGUGA
Truncatella angustata is the source of this 1491-nucleotide messenger RNA. Its product is annotated as cytochrome P450. Lineage: Eukaryota; Fungi; Ascomycota; Sordariomycetes; Amphisphaeriales; Sporocadaceae. Bases 1 to 1491 code for a protein of 496 amino acids. The transcript is spliced from 7 exons. The record is from RefSeq and is a predicted model, not a curated record. Gene Ontology annotation, molecular function: oxidoreductase activity, acting on paired donors, with incorporation or reduction of molecular oxygen; heme binding; monooxygenase activity.